AGCGUUAACGAGAGCUGAGCGAGCAAACGAGCUGCGAGAAAUUCAAAGAAGAAGAAGAAAAUAAAGACUAGAAAGAGGAACAUAGGGAGGGAAGGAAGGUUGGAGUUUUUGUGUGCUGUUGUGGCUGCUUGGACAAGAAAUCCUCCGAGUCAACUCGGACGAGUUGCCUCAUCCUGGGACUCGGUCCCCUUGGUUACCACCUAGGACCCACACGAAUUUUUUAUUUUAUUCCGACCAAGGGUUCUGUUUUUCGUCCCGUUCAGAUCUCGCAUAGAUUGCAGCGAGUUCGAAUCCGAAGCUCAGCUCAAUCAACGUUGUUCAAUUUCAUUCCCUUGUUUGAAGGUAUUUUUCAUUUUUCAUUUUUUAUGUAAAGUAAUUGAAUCAUUGAUUGUAUCAAGUUAUUGUGGAGGUUUCUCAUCAAAAUGCUCAUUCAUUAUUCUUUCUAAUGCUUGUUAAUUGCCUGUGUAUGUAAGGCUUUGUAGAAAUAAUGGCCGGUAAAUGUUCAAAAACUGAAAACUUAGUUAACUUUUGCAUUUGUUUUUACUUUUUUGAGGUGGAAUGAAUCUAGUCAUCUUUCCGUGUGAUUCAUGUAUGUAAGCUUGUAUGUGGCGGUGAGUUCUUACGCGCUUUGAAUUUUGAUUUAACCUUUAUAUUAGACAGUCCUGUUCAGACCCAGAUGACUGUGGUAUUCCAUGGGAAACAGAGCAUGGGGGAGAGACAACCUAGAGGGAGGAGACGUGUCUUUGUGCAAACCGAAAAGGGGUGUGUCCUGGGCAUGGAAUUGGAUCGUCUUGACAAUGCAAAUACUGUGAAGAGGAAAUUGUGUCUUGCACUCAAUGUCCCCAUAGAAGAGACUUCACUAACUUUUGGGGAUAUUGUAUUGAUGAAUGACCUUAGCACCGUUAGGAAUGAUUCCCCCCUUCUCCUCACAAGGAAUCUUUUGCACAGAAGCUCAUCCGCUCCUUGCCUGUCCCUCACUGGAAGGGAUAUCCAGCAAAGGGACAAGAGUGGUCCUAUUGAGAUCUUAGGGCAAUCGAGUCGUCUUGAUAGAAUGAAACAUAUGGUCAAGGACAUUAUGAAGGCGGUUAUGAUGGGGAUAGAUCCGGUUCCUGUUCAUAGUAGUGGGCUUGGAGGUGCAUACUAUUUCCGGAAUAGCAGGGGUGAUAGGGUUGCAAUUUCCAUACCCAACACAAUUGUGAAACCAACAGAUGAGGAGCCUUUUGCCCCAAACAACCCAAAAGUCCGUUUUGGUAAAGCUCUUGGACAACCAGGAGUGAGACGUUCAGUUCGGCUAGGGGAGACAGGGUUCAGGGAAGUUGCAGCUUAUCUUCUUGACCAUGAUCAAUUUGCAAAUGUGCCUCCUACUGCCUUGGUUAAGAUUACUCACUCGAUCUUCAAUGUCAAUGAUGGGGUCAGUGGUAACAAUUUCUCGAGGAAGAGGCUGGUUAACAAGAUUGCAUCUUUACAGCAGUUCAUUCCUCAUGAUUUUGAUGCCAGGGAUCGUGGGACAUCUAGCUUCCCAGUUGCUUCUGUGCAUCGGAUAGGGAUAUUAGACAUUAGGAUCCUAAACACGGAUAGACAUGGUGGGAACUUGUUAGUUAGAAAAAUUGAUGAUGGCUCUGGGACUUUUGGUCAGGUGGAGUUAAUUCCUAUUGAUCAUGGGCUUUGCCUGCCAGAAACUUUGGAGGACCCGUCCUUCGAGUGGCUUUAUUGGCGUCAGUCUUCAAUUCCAUUUUCUGAGGCUGAGCUUGCCUACAUUCGUAAACUUGAACCUUUUCGAGAUUGUGACAUGCUCAGAAUGGAACUGCCCAUGAUUCGAGAGGCUUGUCUCAGAGUCUUGGCACUCUGCACCAUUUUCCUCAAGGAGGCUGCUGCUUUUGGUCUGUGUCUUACUGAAAUCGGUGGGAUGAUGAGUAGGAAGUUCCCUGGUGGUAAGGAGGAACCCAGUGAACUUGAGGUUGUUUGUUUGGAGGCGAGGAAGAUGUUGUUAGAGAGGGAGGAACUGUCUCCUAGAACUGAGUUGGGAGAUGAUGAAGCCCUGUUUGAUAUAUAUUAUGAUGAAGUUGGAUCAGAUAUCACUCCGAAGAUGGCUAUGGAUGAUCCUCUAACCAGAGAACCUUUUCAGCCUGCACUUGGGAGGGAGGAACUGUCUCCUAGGACUGUGUUGGGAGAUGAUAAAUUCCUGUUUGAUAUGACUGAAUAUGAAUGGACAUUGUUUCUGGAGAUGUUUCAAGAGCUGCUUAUCCGGCAUUUGCCAAGAGGAAAUCCAUAACCUUAGGUUAGAGGCAGAGACAGAGGCUUGGUACUUCGUUUGAAGUUGAGCAAUACAGAUGACUAUAGGAUGAGAAGAAUAAGGCUAUAUAGGUUUCGGGGAACGAAGGAUUGUUAGCAUAGUUCUGGUUUAUGAGAUUUGGAUGAGUGCUUUAGUUCAAAGCGAGGGUUGGAAGAACUGUUGUAAUUGUGCUUGACAGAAGUGGUGAGCCGAUUAGUUGUUUGUAUUUUGAUAUUAUGAUUUCAUUUCCUUUAUUUCCCUUUUUAUUUAUCAUUCCUCUUUGAAACUUGUAAGUUUAUUUUCUGGGAAACCCCGUAGCUCUCUGGCUGG
Molecule: messenger RNA, 2602 nt
Organism: Gastrolobium bilobum
Lineage: Eukaryota; Viridiplantae; Streptophyta; Magnoliopsida; Fabales; Fabaceae
Product: phosphatidylinositol 4-kinase gamma 7-like
Exons: 2
Coding region: 677-2272 (531 amino acids)
Source: RefSeq, a predicted model, not a curated record